AUCUACUCGUAUCCUCAUCUAACCUGUCCUUUCUUAUAUUACGCCCUUUUCCCACUCUUUUUCUUGUUUCCUUGCCUAUUCAGUCUCUUCACUGAUACCCAUCCACACUCGGAGAGCGGUCCAGCUCUCACCGUCCCUUCCAGCAUGCCUGGCGAACGACCGCUUUUGGCCAACCGAGCAUCCGACGAACUUUCGAACGGUCGCGACCUCGCCGAAGAAGAUGCCCUCCUGACCGGCCAACCUACGCAGCGCGAUGGUCCUCGAACAUGGAAGUUCUGGCGAGAGCUAGGUCUCUUCGUCUGGGCCGUCCUAGCAACUACCCUUGUUAUCAUCCUCGCCGUUAUCUAUCAAAAGUCACAAGAUCCUAAACACACCAGUCCUCAUCCCAACGGAAAGAGGAAUCUUAUAUUCAUGGUUAGCGAUGGCAUGGGUCCGACAAGUCUUAGCCUUACGAGAAGCUUUAUGCAGUAUCAAAAUGGCGAGCCAUGGAGCAGACAAUUGGUUAUCGAUCAACACAUGAUAGGGCAAUCGCGUACUCGCUCAAGCUCGAGUCUGGUCACAGACUCGGCUGCGGGUGCGACGGCCUUUUCUUGUGCUUCCAAGAGUUACAACGGUGCUAUUUCUGUAACGCCAGAUCAUGAACCAUGUGGGACUGUGCUCGAAGCCGCAAAGAAGGCCGGCUACAUGACUGGCUUGGUCGUUACUACUCGGAUUACAGACGCAACACCCGCAUGCUUCGCUGCACACGUCAACAUGCGAUCAGAGGAGGAUCGCAUUGCAGAACAAAUGGUUGGAGAUUAUCCGUUGGGUCGCGUUGUCGAUUUGAUGUUAGGAGGAGGACGCUGCCAUUUCUUAGCCAACACCACCGAGGGCUCAUGCCGGGCGGAUGAUAAAGACGUCAUUUCAUUGGCGAAGAGCAACGGUUUCAAUUACAUUUCCGACCGCAAGGCAUUUGACGAUUUAAAGGGUGGAAAGGCACUGGAAUUCCCCAUGCUAGGGCUCUUUUCCCCAACCGACAUUCCCUACGAGAUCGACCGCCGCAACGAAAACGAUAUCUACCCAUCUCUCGACGAAAUGGCCGAAGCUGCGCUCGUCGCCCUCAGUGAGGCAACUAAGGAUAGCGAAAAGGGUUUCUUCCUCAUGAUUGAAGGAAGCCGUAUCGAUCACGCUGGUCAUCACAACGAUCCCGCAGCCCAGGUACAUGAGGUCCUUGCCUAUGACAAGGCCUUCUCAACCGUACUCGAGUUUUUGAAGAAUGAUCCUACUGAGGGUAUCAUGGUUUCUACAUCCGAUCAUGAGACCGGUGGUCUUGCAACUGCGCGACAGCUCCAUGCAACCUACCCCGAAUAUCUCUGGUACCCCGGUGCUCUCGCCAACGCUACCCACUCCGCCGAACGUCUCGAUCUUGAAUACAAGGAUUACCUAGAGACCAGCCAUCCAUCGACUUCCGACAAGGCCGAAUUCGUCCGUAAAUCCAUCUCAGAAGGCCUAGGCAUCAAAGACUUCGCCCAGGAAGAAGUCGACAAGCUCCUCACGGAACCAGACACCGCUCUCUACCAAUACGCCGACAUGAUCUCCCGUCGCAGCCAGACGGGCUGGUCAACCCACGGCCACUCCGGCGCGGACGUGAACAUCUACUCGAGCGACCCCAAAGCCGCACUUGCCCUCGUAGGAAACCACGAGAACACCGAAGUCGGCGACUUCCUCCGCAACUACCUGGGUGUGGACGUCGACGCCAUCACCGAGGAACUCAAGCAGAAGGGCGCGAGCCUGAACGUACAAGCUGCCGACGGCUCAGAAGUCAGCUGGAUGGGUCCGAUCCCGGAAGACGGCCAGCGACUCGACGGCCAGACCCACCUCGCCAGCUACAGUGGCGAUUUUAGGAAGAGGCAUCUCGUGCAUGGUAGAGGUUGCGAUUGCGAGCAUUAGGUCUAGUCACGUAGGAUUCGUUACAUAUUCGAAGUUAAUCUUUUCGGUUUCGCAUUGGCGCAUGUCUAUUUGGCGUUAUAGUUGAGUUCUUGGGUAGCUCUGGUCAUUUGUAUAGACCACAUGCUUUGUCUGUUUACACUCAUCGAGCAAUCAUAUACGUUACUGUUAUAUAUAAGAUACCUAAAUCACAUCCUCCCUCCCUACGGGGGGAACUAUUAUUCAC
This is a messenger RNA of Aaosphaeria arxii CBS 175.79, 2152 nucleotides long. RefSeq names its product alkaline phosphatase-like protein. Bases 145 to 1929 code for a protein of 594 amino acids. Gene Ontology annotation, molecular function: alkaline phosphatase activity. Gene Ontology annotation, cellular component: fungal-type vacuole membrane. The record is from RefSeq and is a predicted model, not a curated record. NCBI's taxonomy places the organism in Eukaryota, Fungi, Ascomycota, Dothideomycetes, Pleosporales. The transcript is spliced from 2 exons. Gene Ontology annotation, biological process: dephosphorylation.